Capsella rubella is the source of this 689-nucleotide messenger RNA. RefSeq lists its product as uncharacterized. Gene Ontology annotation, molecular function: protein binding. The transcript has 3 exons. NCBI's taxonomy places the organism in Eukaryota, Viridiplantae, Streptophyta, Magnoliopsida, Brassicales, Brassicaceae. Bases 53 to 466 code for a protein of 137 amino acids. The record is from RefSeq and is a predicted model, not a curated record.
GAGAAGAAAAUCACAAAUCCAAACUUCUUCCUUUUUUUAUAUAUUUUUGUUUAUGGGAAAAUCAAUUCCCAUCAAAACAGGGCUAAGAGGGGUAGCCGCUACAGCAGCUGGAUUCAUCAAAUCCUCAAAACCGAUCCGACCCAUCACCUCCAUGGACAGUCCCGUCAAAGAUUCCUCACCCGCCACCACCAGCGAUAGUAGCCGCCGCUUCGUUCCGCUGUCCACGGUGGUCUCUGAUUGUGCGAAGCGGUGGUUCAAAGACACACUUGAGGAGGCUAAAGCUGGGAACAUCACCAUGCAGGUUUUACUGGGUCAGAUGUAUAACUCUGGCUAUGGCAUCCCUAAGGAUGCUAAAAAGGGGAAACUUUGGAUUACAAAAGCAUCAAGAGUUCGUUCUUCUGUGUGGAAAGUGAAAGAUAAACGACCAGGUUACAACGCAAGUGAUUCAGAUUCAGAGUCUGAUUAGCAUACCCUGAUGGAAAGAGCUUGUUUUUGUUCAGUUUUGUCUCAAGCUUGGAUGUUCCAAGUUCCAGCAAUGCACUAUAUAUCUUGUAUCAGCGCUAAGUCUUUUGAUGCUUGCUAAUCAUUUUGUAGCUCUAUUACUCAGAUUUUCGGUUUUCUUUUUGUAUCUUGGUGAAAACCUUUGCUGAUAUUGUAUGAUUCUAGCAAUGAAAAGGGGGUUUAAGGUA